Molecule: messenger RNA, 702 nt
Organism: Erigeron canadensis
Lineage: Eukaryota; Viridiplantae; Streptophyta; Magnoliopsida; Asterales; Asteraceae
Product: outer envelope pore protein 16-2, chloroplastic-like
Exons: 8
Coding region: 1-651 (216 amino acids)
Cellular component (GO): chloroplast outer membrane
Molecular function (GO): amino acid transmembrane transporter activity
Source: RefSeq, a predicted model, not a curated record
AUGGCGGCGGAGGAGGCUAGGAAGAAACGGGAGGAGGAGAUGACACGGAUGGUCCAGAGUCAGCAACGACAGAAUGAUAUGGACUUCGUGUUGUUAAAGAAAAAAAAAAGGAAAAUAAUGGGACAUAAUUUAGAGACAAGAUCGGUAAUGGAUGAGGUUAGGAGCUACGACGAUAAUAGUGUUGUCGGAGGUUUAGUAGAUUUUGGACAUCCUCUUAUUAAUCGGAUUGCUGGAACUUUUGUUACUGCUGCUGGUAUUGGUGCAGUUCAGGCGGUUACACGGGAGGCAUAUUUUACUGCCCUCGAGACUGCAAGCGGAGACAAAACUGGUAUCAGUAGCCCCAAGAAGCACAAUCCUUUCCGAGGUCUUAGGGGAGAAUCCAACAGCAGUUCCAUUGAAGGCUUGGUGAAGGCCACAGGGAAAGAAUCUAUACAAUGGGGUUUGGCUGCUGGAGUGUAUUCUGGUCUUACUUAUGGCUUUAAGGAAGCUCGAGGUGUUCAUGAUUGGAGAAACAGUGCGGUGGCAGGAGCAAUGACGGGUGCUGCUCUGGCUCUAACAUCAGACAAUUCUUCACAAGAACAAAUUGUGCAAUUUGCCAUCACGGGUGCUGCUGUCUCUACAGCUGCAAAUAUUCUCACUGGGAUAUUCUAGCCUCGUUCUCUUUCCGAGUACGGAGUAUACUGUAUUUGGAUCGUGUUUUCC